This is a messenger RNA of Salpingoeca rosetta, 1632 nucleotides long. RefSeq lists its product as uncharacterized. The transcript is spliced from 3 exons. The record is from RefSeq and is a predicted model, not a curated record. NCBI's taxonomy places the organism in Eukaryota, Choanoflagellata, Craspedida, Salpingoecidae. Gene Ontology annotation, cellular component: cilium. The coding region runs from base 22 to 1632 and encodes 536 amino acids. Gene Ontology annotation, biological process: microtubule cytoskeleton organization; protein polyglutamylation. Gene Ontology annotation, molecular function: tubulin-glutamic acid ligase activity; tubulin binding.
ACCCUUAGACUGUGCUUUGCCAUGACGCACAGCCGAGCAGCGUGCAUGCCAUCCUUGUCGGCAGGAACAUCAGGUCACCACCCGCCCUUGAUCAGCAUGCUGCCGUGGCUCCGCAACACUGUCUGGCGCAAAGACGCCUUCUGCAGAACCAUGGAAUGGUGGCUGCAAGCAGCAACGCAGACGCAGGGCGCAUCAGCAGCGGUGUCAUUGAGGCUGAUGUCGGCUCACAUCCCGUGCAAGCCGUUUGUCAUGGAUGCCAAUGGCUUUGCCGAGCUGCGAAAGUUCAUGGCCAGCUACUCGACAGCGCACGCCUUUGUCAUCAAGCCAGCCACCAUGGGGGAAGGAAAAGGCGUCUUUGCAGUCGACAGCGCCGAGGAAGCAGAGGCCGUGCUGACGAAGUUGUCACAACAACAACAAAAACAGCAGCAGCAACAACAGCAGCAGCAGCAUUGGCAGGCGCACACCUACGUCGUGUCGCCACUGCUCAACAACCCACUGCUCGUGCACGGACACAAGGUGGACCUGCGCUGCUACGUGUUGCUGAAGGGAACGGCAUCGGCGCUGCACGCGAACAUGCUCAACGACUGCUUGGUGCGCUUUGCACUGGACGCGUACGAUCCGUCUGCGCAUCGGGGCGGGCGGCGAACACAAUGGAUGACCAACACAUAUCUGUCACAACACAAACUAGAGGACAGCAGUCAGCACGAGCAACGCCAACGAAGCCAGCAAUCACAGCAACAACGGCAGCAACAGCAGCAGCCACGAGGAGAUGGCCGAGGCCAUGAAGCGUUUGGCGGGGCGGUGUGGCGGCUUCAGCAACUGGCAGACCAUCUGGUGCACACAGGGGACACAGACCUCCUCGCUGCACUGCGCUCGUCAGAGUUGGGCAUGGAUCAACGAAGAAAGGGGACAACGAAACACAGCAAACAGAAGACGGGGAGGAGAAGGGGAGGGAGACAGCAUGGGCCGGGCGCCAUAUUCAACGAAGACGAAUUACAGCAAGCGAGUGUGUACGAGGAACUGCUGAGGAGAGCAGCAUCCUCCAUCCGACCGGUGCUGCUCGCAGCACAGCUGCAGGCACAGGAUGCUGCUGCUGCUGCUGCUGCUGCUGCUGCUGCUAAUGGAAGGAGUGGGCGUGGGGGUCGCACCGCACAAGACAGCAGUUUGGGCAAGAAGAACAGUGGCGGGAAUGGUGAUUCUGCAAGACAAGGGCGGUCGACGUUGAAAGGGGAUGCAUGCAAGCACUGCUUUCAGCUCCUGGGCGUGGAUGUGUUUGUGUCCAGCGCGCUUGAGAUGCACGUGAUUGAAGUGAAUGGGCUUCCCUCCAUGUCGCAGCACAUUGACGAUGCGCAGUAUCGUGCGCUCAAGCACACGCUCCUGCACACCACGCUGGAUACAUUGGGUGUGUGUCCGCGCCGCCACGCCCCUCCUGCAUCAUCGUGGCAUCAACACGACACUGCACCCUCCUCUCCAUCAUCGUCAUCGUCACCAUCACGGUUGCUGGUGUCGGGCACCAACGAGGGCAUGCUACCGCUGCUGCCUGUGCACGGGAAGCACAACGCGCGUGCGGGCGAAUGGAUUGUGCCGUUGUCGGCGCAAGAACGGGACAUGCUGAGCAAGCUGAGGCAGUAG